Molecule: messenger RNA, 1805 nt
Organism: Cylicocyclus nassatus
Lineage: Eukaryota; Metazoa; Nematoda; Chromadorea; Rhabditida; Strongylidae
Source: the annotation of a GenBank genome assembly
UUUUUUUUCUUACCGCUAGUUCUAUGUCAUUUAUCCGUUCGCACGUUCCAGCCCAUAAUCAAUGGCUCAUCGUUGAUCAAUAUGGCUGGUCUGACUGUGGACGUCGAUAAAGAUAAUUCGUUAGUUUUCAGAAUGUUGACGGGGAAAUGUGCUACUACAGUGGCGCGUAUGUGCGCUCGACCUCUUGCUACGCAAGCGGUGGAUCCGACAGCAGCAAGUCCGAUAUAUCUUGAUGUACAAGCCACUUCUCCUAUGGAUCCUCGAGUUAUUGAUGCUAUGCUUCCGUACAUGAUAAAUGAUUACGGUAAUCCUCAUUCGAGGACUCAUGCAUAUGGGUGGAAGGCUGAAGAAGCUGUGGAAAAAGCUCGUGCCCAAGUAGCUUCUCUUGUCAAGGCGGAUCCGAGAGAGAUCAUAUUCACGUCGGGAGCGACGGAGUCAAAUAACACCGCAGUGAAGGGAGUGGCGAAAUUUCAACGUCACACCGGAAAAAAUCAUGUCAUUACAUUACAAACGGAACAUAAGUGUGUGUUAGAUUCUUGCCGGCAGUUAGAAACAGAGGGAUUCAAAGUCACUUAUCUGCCUGUUGAUCACGGAGGAAGAGUAGAUUUGAAGGAGCUUGAACAAGCUAUAACUCCAAAAACUUGUCUUGUAUCAGCCAUGACAGUUAACAACGAAAUUGGAGUGAUCCAGCCAAUUAAGGAAAUAGCAGAAAUAUGUCACUCAAAAAAGGUGGCGUUUCAUACGGAUGCCGCCCAGGCUGUCGGAAAGAUACCAAUCGAUGUGAAUGAUUUGAAAGUCGACUUGAUGUCCAUAUCAGGUCAUAAGAUCUACGGUCCCAAAGGUGUUGGGGCUCUUUACGUCCGUCGUCGACCUCGCGUUCGACUUGAAGCACAGAUGAAUGGUGGAGGACAAGAGCGCGGUAUACGCUCUGGGACAGUACCACAUCCGCUCUGUGUGGGAUUGGGAGCAGCUUGUCGCAUCGCUGAAGAAGAAAUGGCAAUGGAUGCAGCGCACAUCAAUCGUCUUUCAAAAAUGCUCAUUGAUGGCAUACAAUCAAAGUGCAGUGAUAUCAUUCGGAACGUAGAUCCCGAACACGCUUAUCCAGGAUGUGUAAACUUGUCUUUCGCUUAUGUCGAAGGAGAAUCGUUGUUGAUGGCGUUGAAAAGUAUAGCGUUGUCAUCUGGUAGUGCAUGUACUUCUGCUUCACUUGAGCCAUCAUACGUGUUGCGCGCACUUGGAACCAGUGAAGACUUGGCACAUUCAUCCAUUCGAUUUGGAAUUGGUCGGUUUACUACGGAGGAAGAGAUACAACACACGAUCGACCGUUGUAUAAAGGAAGUAGAAAGAUUGCGAGAGUUGAGUCCACUUUGGGAAAUGGUUCAGGAAGGUAUCGACCUGAAGAGUAUACAGUGGACGCAACAUUGAGACUUUCCUUCAUGAGACACUGAACCAUUGUUGAUUUGAAGUAGUUGUAGAAGUACAGGUAGCCAGUGGUUAUCGUGUCGCUAACUGUAUAUACCCUUUUGUUGUCCCUUACCAGCUAGCAUCUGAAGCCUAGGUCGUACCUGUAAUAAAUUAGCCAACAGUAUUCUUCUUAAUGAAUGUAGGCCAGUUUUUUGGUUCUUCGCAGAAAACGCAGGACAGAUUUUUAUUUAUGUGAUGCUUCCGCUUUUUCUUCCUAGAGUGUAACCUCUUUAUAUUGUUAGCUCUUUCCGCCAGGUCACCAUGUAUUGUUACUGUACAUACGAUUCUGACAUUGUCUUUGCUGGUAUGCUUCGCAGUACAAUAAAUAACGAACAGUUGAG